Messenger RNA from Thrips palmi, 3219 nucleotides. RefSeq names its product rac GTPase-activating protein 1 (gene tum). The coding region runs from base 178 to 2058 and encodes 626 amino acids. NCBI's taxonomy places the organism in Eukaryota, Metazoa, Arthropoda, Insecta, Thysanoptera, Thripidae. Gene Ontology annotation, biological process: signal transduction. The record is from RefSeq and is a predicted model, not a curated record. The transcript is spliced from 13 exons.
GCUUCACCACGUGACCGCGGCCAGCCCCGUGAUUGGUCCAUUUUCAAACGACUUGUUCUUCUUUUUGGCAUCAGCGGCUCAGUUUGAAAUUUAACCGUUUUGUGAUGUGAUGGUGUAUGUUUUGAAUUAGUCCAAGUUGUUUAUUAAGUUUUGUUGGAAGGGCAUGUGAUAUUUACAAUGGCUCAGCUCAAAUUAUCCUUACUGGCCGGCUUGGAUGAUCUGCACCGAUGUACGAACUCACUUGUGACAGCAGAUGCUCAAAUAGAAGCAGAAUUUGUGAGGUUUUUGCCAAUUGUGGAGAGCCUACGCUUGCAAUGGUCAGAAGCUGUGACCGAAUGCCGUCGCUUACAACAAGCUUUAGAUCAAAGUCAUCACAACUCGGCGGUUCUCGCUGGCAAAUUAACUCAUGCCAGAAAGCUUCUAGAUCAUGAAAUCAAAACAUGCAAAGCUGCUGAAAAGGAAAAACGGUCUCUUGAAAUGCAGCUUCGUAUGAUUGGAGAUGUUCUUGGUGAUCAGCGAAAUAAAUUACCCGAGGAAACGAGAGAAAAGCUGUCUUUCAUCAAUCAAACUAGUCAUUCUGGGAUCCCCAACAACAUUGCUGACCGGUUGGACACUAUUGCAGAACUUGAUUCAACUGGAUCUCUCAUGUCUGAUAUGAGCUAUUCUCGCUCUGAAGAUGACUUGGACUUGAACUCUUCAUUCCUUGAUACAAGAAAGGACUUCAAAAAAUGCAACCCUACUCCUGAUGACAUUGCCCCAAGCCCCAAAAGAAGGAGAUCCAAUAUUCGGAAGAGUCUUGAGGUUCGGAGAUCUGAUAUGGGCACUGAAGAAAGAGUUGUAGCUACCACAACUGUUACUGUGCAACGAGAAGGUAAUAUCAAAGCUCGUUCUAAAAUUGAGACCAAGCCUUCUGCAAGACCGAAACCAGCUGCAGACCUUUUCCCAUCCGCUCCCCCUAUAUCAAUUGUUGUAGAUUCGACUACGUCUGACAGCAGUUCUGGUAACAACAAUAACUGGGCCACACCAAGAAAUGAGAAAAUGUCCAUGAAGCCGCCAACAUCUGUUACCAGAUCCUCCACUUUAGACAUAAGUCCCAGCUAUGGAAUGAGUAGGAAGAAUAUGAAUACUCGGCCACAUAGUUUCACGCACAAGACGACCAUUUGCCCCGAUGCUUGUAAUUACUGUGGCAAGAGGUUGAAAUUUGGAAAAGUGUACAGUAAAUGUCAGGAUUGUCGUGCAUCAUGCCACAUGGAGUGUGAAGGACUUUUACCUCUUCCUUGUAUACCUGUUGGAAACACUCCCGCUGUCAAAGGGGCUAUGGGUACCAUUGCUGACUACACACCAAUGACCAGUCCCAUGGUGCCAUCCAUAAUUGUUCAUUGUAUCAGGGAAAUUGAGAGUCGUGGUUUGACAGAAGUUGGAAUCUACAGAGUACCUGGAGCUGAACGAGAUGUCAAAGCUCUCAAGGAAAAUUUCUUGCGAGGGAAAGGAGCUCCAAACCUAUCAAAUGUUGAUGUUCAUGUCAUUUGUGGGACAGUGAAGGAUUUUCUGAGGUCAUUGCGAGAGCCUUUGAUCUUGAGAACAUAUUGGCAUGACUUUGUCAACGCUACUGAAAUUCCUGAUCCAGAAGAUGCACAGGCUGCAUUGUUCCAGGCCAUAUCAGAGCUUCCUCAGCCUAACCGGGACACUCUUGCUACACUCAUUCUUCAUUUGCAACAUGUUGCAGAGUGUCCAGAAUGUAGAAUGCCCAUCAGCAAUUUAUCUAAAAUCUUUGGACCAACUAUUGUGGGGUACUCCACAACUGAUCCUGAACCUGAAGUUCUCUUAUCAGAAACCAAGAAGCAGGCCACAGUUGUGGACCAGUUGAUGAGACUGCCUGCUGAUUACUGGGCGAACUUUGCUCAUCCUUCUGGAGUAGAAAACAGAGAUCCAGAGUGUCUUUCACACACUCCGUCAACAGGAUCACUCUUAGCAGGGGCCAGAAAUUUCCUGGGAAAUACCCCCAGGUCUGUAAGGGGAAAGAAGAAGUUCUUUGCUACACCACCUGCCUACAAAUAGAUGCUGUGGGAGUUGCUGUUCUGUAUUACAUCACACAUGCUUUGUUCAUUCCACAUUCAGGCUUUAUUGUUGUAUAGGAUAGAUAGAUCAGUUAGGCAUUUUUAACCUUUUUGCUUAGUGCUGUUGCACUGAUAACUCUCUUAAUUUAAUUGCUUCAAUUCACAAAAUGUGUAAUUUUAUUAAUUGUGGAACUAAAGCAUUCCCAGUAUGUUUUCUUUCGUUGAAUGACUCUUCAAUUAAGGCUCAAAAAUGCUGAGUUCAUGGCACAUUGCACUGUUGCUUGUUGUAUUUUCAUUAAAUUUGGAGUAUUGAGCAACGAGUGUACUACAGUAUUCUUUUGUCCAUAACCAAAUUGAAAUCUUCUGAUCUGAUUACCUUCUGUGAUAUUGUCAGUGAAGGAAUGCAACUAAAAAUUUAAUUUAUAUUAAGUCUUAACACUGUUGCGCUUUAAAUGAAUAAUUCCAUGCUUUGUUUUAUUCAGAUUUUUUUGUUUAUUGUCCUGAAAUAGCAACGUGUGCUCUUUAUUAUGUAACACCAACUUAUAUUAUCUUUUAUUUAUUACAACACCCCUGUAAAUGCUGCUCAAUGCUUGGAACAAUGGUGUUGAAAAAUUUAUAUAUGUAUGUUUUUAUAUAGGCAUUCUGUGAUGCGUAAGUAGCUCUCUUCUCAAUAUUUGGAUUGGUGGUCUUUGUUGCACUAUUUCAUCCUUUUUGCAUGAUGAAGUGAGGGAAUAGACAUUUGACUAAUGCAUUUGUGUGCUCUCUGUCUUUAUAGCUUUAUUUUACUCCCAGUUUGGGUAAUAUUUAUCUUACUUGUACAUAAGUUUUUGUUUGUUAUUCUUGUGAAAUUAGUUGCAAGUUAAUUUUUACAAGAAGAAAAGCUGACUGUUUUUCUAUGUUAAUGCAUGACACAUUUUUUGUACUCCAGUAGCUCUUGCACUAUUGUGUAUGAAAAAAAGUUGUCUUUUCUUAAUUUUAACAUGCAAGCUCAGUAUUAAGUGCGCCUCUCUUUCAUCAUAAAAUUUUAUUUUUGCGUGAUGAUGUUGUAUAGCUCUCUGGUGUGUGCUCUCUGCUAGUGUUCCAGGUGAUUUUAAAAAGAGUUUUGUAACCUAAUGUAUUCAAACUGCAAAGAUGGUCAAUAAACUUCACCCACUAACCUCGA